Messenger RNA from Diorhabda sublineata, 1735 nucleotides. RefSeq names its product gastrula zinc finger protein XlCGF26.1-like. Gene Ontology annotation, cellular component: nucleus. The coding region runs from base 135 to 1409 and encodes 424 amino acids. Gene Ontology annotation, molecular function: zinc ion binding; RNA polymerase II cis-regulatory region sequence-specific DNA binding; DNA-binding transcription factor activity. Lineage: Eukaryota; Metazoa; Arthropoda; Insecta; Coleoptera; Chrysomelidae. The transcript is spliced from 3 exons. Gene Ontology annotation, biological process: regulation of transcription by RNA polymerase II. The record is from RefSeq and is a predicted model, not a curated record.
CGAUGAUCCAAAUGUCAUUUUCUCUAAAACAAACAAUGUUGCCGAUUCGUUAGACUCUAGAGUAUUGUCGGAAUUUGGAAACAUUUUUUUAAGUGUAUUUUAUUUUGUAAUAAAAAUUAAUUUUGCUUACGAUUAUGUCUGUAACAAACUGUUUAAUAAAUAAAUGUAGAAUAUGUUUUCACGGUGAUGAAAACCAACAAAUGCAUCCCUUUUUCGACUCAUGUUUAGAAGACAUAAGUUUAGCUACAGUAUUUGUAAAUAUUACCUCAAUACAGAUUCAAAAAAAUGAUUGCUUUCCAAAAACUAUAUGUACAUCAUGCAAAACAAAUAUUGUGAAUUUCAAAAAUAUGUUGUUAUUUUUUCAAAAGACAGAAAAUUUUCUUAAGAAACAUAUAUGCGAAAAGAAAGUGGAAUAUGAAAAUGAAUUACAUAGUUUUCGUGAUAUUGAAUUUGCACAAAAUGUUGAUUAUUUUGAUGAUAAUGAUCAUAGUAAUGAAACAGAUAUCUGUGGGGAUGGAGAUUUUAACUCUUCAGUGAUGAAUCGUGAAAAUAAACCACCGGUAGCGGAAAACAGGGGAAAUCAAGAAUAUAACAAUAUGGAUUCGUUUAAAUAUACUUGUCAAUGUGGAGAUUGCUUUUUAUAUAAAAGUGGGUUCCGUCAGCAUAUGCAGUAUAAGCAUAGUAUUUUAUUAGAAGAUGGCGAUUUUGAACAGUACUCCGAAAAAAUUACACUAAAAAUACCUAUCGGAUUUCCAAAUAACGUAGAAUUUGUUUCUUCUAAAGUGACAAUAAGAACUAAGAACUUGCGAUGUCGAAUUUGUGACGAGUCAUUUUUAACUAAAGAUGAAGUAAAAUCACACGAAGUAAUUCAUAAAACAUUCAUAUGUGAUCAUUGUGGUGCAGCUUUCUUAAAGAAAAAUUAUCUCGUCGAUCAUCUAAGAAUACAUUCAGAAGAAAGGCAUUAUGAAUGUAAAAUUUGUCAAAAAACAUUCAAACAUAGAUAUACUUAUAGUGUCCAUAAAAGAUCGCACGAAUUUACUAGGAAUUUCGUAUGUGAAACUUGUGGAACAUGUUUUAAAACUAGAGGUACAAUGAGGACUCACAUUAGAAUCAAACAUAGCAACAUACGAAAUUACUCUUGUUCCGAUUGUAACUUAACGUUCAAUUUAAAAUCCACUUUGAAUAAACACUUUGCUAGAAAGCACACCCCGGAUAGGAAAAAAAGUUUUGUUUGUAAUAAAUGUGGGGCUGCGUAUUUGAACAAGAACACGCUCACUCGUCAUAUAACUGAAAAACAUUUAGGCAUGGCAAAAUAUUUUCCUUGUACUAUAUGCGAAAAUAAAAUGUAUGUGAUGAAAAAAGGUUUAAAAGCACACAUGUUGAAGAAACAUGGGAUUGUGUAUGAAUGAAAGAAAUUCUUAAUAAAAAAUGAAAUCAACAUUGGUACAGGAAUUUGUUUCACCUUGAACUCAAGGGUCUAAAAAGAAAUGAUUUGGAAAUUAUUAUUUGUUGUAGUGUUUCUAAAGAGACUGACUGGAGCUUUGAUAAUAUGCUAAAAAGAUAUUUUUAUGAAACACAUUCAUUCAAUUAGACCUAAAAGCAAUAAAUAUACGGAUCGAAAUAUUGUGAUUUAUUAUUAAAUAAAAGAUUGUUUAUAUCAUUUUGUGAAUAAUGAAAAUCCAAGCAAAAAAAUUGUAUAGAUUAUUUUUUUUUUAAAUACAAGUAAUAAUGACCA